UUUCAAUCAUGGGAAAUUGAAAGUGUUAGCAGUACUGACUCAAUUAUAAAUAGCAAUUGUAGUGAUACCUCAGAAAAUAUGGAAAGGGAUCAAAAUGAUACUAUCAUAGUACCUUUUCAGGGAAGCAAUGAAAGUUCUCCAGGGAUGACACUGCCAGUAGCAAUGUAUGGAUCACCAUCAGGAACUACCACACCUCAACCAUCAUCUAAUAUACUAUUAUAUGGAACAUCUUUUUUUGACAAUGCAAAUAAACUAGAGAGAGGAGGAAUCCCAAGUAGAAUACCUCAAAGAGUUACAUUUAAUACAAGUAAUGAUAGGAGAUCUCCAUCCUCUAUUAGGGUAGAAAAUGUUCAACAAUUAGUAGCCUCAACAUUAUCCAGUAAUCAAUCAUCAAGGCCAUCAAAUUUAAGGGUAACAACUCCAUCAGUAGGAAAUACAAAUAGUGGAUCAUCAUUGGGAAAUCCCUACAAUUUUUCCCAAGCAACUCAAUAUAGUCUUUUACAACCGCAAACUGGCAACCAUUCUCGAUUAACCAGCACAACAACUUCUCAGUCAGUACCUAGCAGUCAACCAUCAAAUAAUAUAAACACCUCUCAGCCAAUACUUACACCUCAACCAGCUAUAGUACCAGUAGGAGAAAACAAUGAUAAUGCCUACCUCCAAGUCAUACAAGGGCUAGCAGGAUGGCUUUAA
This is a messenger RNA of Funneliformis caledonium, 693 nucleotides long. Lineage: Eukaryota; Fungi; Glomeromycota; Glomeromycetes; Glomerales; Glomeraceae. The record is from the annotation of a GenBank genome assembly.